AUGAACGUGCAGCGCAUCUGCAAGCCCGACGACCAGGUCCCACCGACUCGUGCAAGAGCAAGCGCAGAGGUCCCGCUAGCUCUGUGGACGAACGGCGCGUCUAGCGCCUGCAAGAUAGCCCUGCAAAACACGUCGAUGCCCACAACUAGGCACCUAGGGGAUGCGCCAACCAGUGUGUGGGCGAGCCAACGCGAAGGGACGAGCAGGGAGGUUGACGGACAGAAGAACAGCUGUAGUCACACCGACUCUGGUGAGUACUACUACAGUCCAAUCUCCUCGCCCCCGCACUCGCGUUACGCACCCUCGUCCUUGCUCGACGCGCAUCCCUCCCCUCUCGACGCGCCUACGUCUCCGCCACGCGCCCACUCGCCCAUGUCUUUGUCACCCUCUUCGCGCCUCUGCUCCCUGACCGCCCUCGAAGCCAUUCGCGCGGCAGGCCACCGGGUUGUGCGGAACUACUACGCGCCCGGUAACGACUCACACAGCCUCUCCUACUGCGCUUCACAGCCCUGGAGCUCCAUGCACUCUGCCGGUACCCCGUCGUCUCCUUUGUAUUUGCGCGCUCUAGGACCCUUGGACUCCCUUACGCUGAUAGCUCGCAAGUUGAGUACGAAGCUGGAUACCGCUGCGCGCUUCGUUGCCUACCCGCAGCCGCCAGCUCCCGGUGCGAAGACCAUGGAGUCCGCGCAUUAUCUGCUCGCGAGUUAG
Messenger RNA from Fomitopsis serialis, 708 nucleotides. RefSeq lists its product as uncharacterized. The coding region runs from base 1 to 708 and encodes 235 amino acids. The transcript has a single exon. The record is from RefSeq and is a predicted model, not a curated record. NCBI's taxonomy places the organism in Eukaryota, Fungi, Basidiomycota, Agaricomycetes, Polyporales, Fomitopsidaceae.